CUUGUCGCGGUCAGUCUUGAGCACGGCUCUGCAGCGCGUAGAUAAUGGUAGAUGAAAAUUAGCCAGAUGACGAUCCUCAAAUGGCGAGAAUGCCGUUUGAAGGAGGGAAUCCAAAGGGAGGACUACGACUGAAAAGAUGGCUAAUAGGGCUACUUAUCUUUUUAUUAGUAUCUUUGUUGGCGAUUAACAGCUUCACAAUUGGCCAAUUUCGGAUAAUCCCAUUCAGCAGCACUGCUAAUCAAGUAAAUGACAUCGAAACUAAAUCCCAAGAAUCGACGACGACUCCACCGGCUCAAAGUGGUUAUGUGGUGAAUAAUAAGGGCUGCCACAUACCCGACUUAAGCCCUUUUGAGCCACUCGUAAUGCGUUACAUUGAUAAAGCAAAGCCCAUAGUUUGCGAACACGGGGUUCAUUUGCCGCUAGUCAGCUCGAACAACAGUGCCAUUUUCAUCAAUUCGGAGGCCCGAAAUCAUUAUUACAACGAAUCGGAGAGCAUCGAUUGUUGUUGGCGUAAUUUUUGGCGAUCCGACCACAAAGACAAUGAAAUAACUAUCAGCAAAGACUGUCACUUUUUCAAAGAGGCCACCUUCGUCAACGAGGAGUUCAUCAGGGUGGAAUGCCAACGCAAAAACGAGAGCAUCUAUCGUGAUUAUUUUGCCUUUGUGCCUCGGAAGCUAUACGUGGAGGAGCAUUGUCGGGAGCGACUUCGGACUCUGCGCUCUAACUCGGUGCUACCAACCCCUUCGCCGGAGAGACUGAGCGUCCUCGUGGUGGGCAUGGACUCGGUCUCGCGGCUCAACUUUCAUCGUUCGAUGCCACGUACACUACGUCUACUCCGCGACAUGGGUGCGGUCGAGAUGCUCGGCUAUAAUAAGGUCGCCGACAACACGUACCCCAAUCUAGUGCCGGUCCUUAGCGGCCUAUCGCAAAUCGAAUUCGAAAAGCUCUGCUGGACAAGCCACAAGAAGCCCUUUGACAGAUGCCCGCUGCUCUGGAAGAAUUUCAAAGCCAAAGGAUACCGAACGAUAUUCGCCGAGGACGCCUGCUACAUGACCAUCUUCAAUUAUCUGAAACCGGGUUUUAGGAAGCAGCCGACGGACUAUUAUCUAAGGCCUUACUGCGUCGCGGCGGAGUCGGAGAUCGGCAACACACACAAGCUUAACGCCAAUCUGUGCCUGGGGACGAGGCUGAACUUCGACUGUUUGUUGCAUUACACACGGAAGGUGGCCGAAGAGUUCGCCGAUGAUCCGUACUUUGGAUUAUUUUGGCAGGCCAGCCUCACGCACGACUACAUCGAGUAUCCGCAGCUGGGCGACGACUCUUAUCACGACUUCUUCGAAUACUUACUUCAGAACGACCUGUUGCGCAACACGAUGCUCGUAUUCAUGAGCGACCACGGCAUGAGGUGGGGCUCGUUCAGGCAAACCUAUCAAGGUCACUUGGAGGACAGUCUCCCUUUCGUGUUUCUAUUGCUACCCUAUUGGUGGAGGACGAGGCACGCGAUUGCUUGGAACGAGCUGAAAAGGAACACGAGGAGCUUAACGACUCCUUUCGAUCUUCACGAGACUCUGCGAGAUAUUCUUGAACCAAGUCGCCUUGCAAUUCAGAGCCUUCAUUUGCAGGGCCAUACGAGGAAGGAUCCCAAAGCCAAGAUCCCGCGUGGUAUCAGCAUGUUUAGGCCGAUCCCGGAGCAUCGCACCUGCACAAUGGCCGGCAUCCCCGAGCACUGGUGUAUGUGCCACGAACGACACAACAUCUCCCACGACGAUCCGAUCGUGACCAAGGUCGUCGGCUACCUCAUCACGGAGCUCAAUGGGAUGCUCGCCCUUUAUCCCCAGUGUGCCCAGCUCCAUGUUUUCGCCCUCAUCGACGCCAAGGUACUUAGCAACAAUGCCGUGGAGAAGGAGAACGAGGCUAAAGAGACGAAGAAAGCGCCCUGGACGGAUUACACGGUGAUAAUCGAGACGACGCCCGGGAACGCGGUGUUCGAGGGCUCGAUGAGGCAUCGCGCCGAUAAUGGCAGCAUCGGCCUCGUCGGUCCAGUAAGUCGCCUCAACGCCUACGGGAGACAGAGCGCCUGCGUCGACGACUUCCACAUGCGCCUCUAUUGCUUCUGCCAUUAGCCCGAGGGACCACGGUAUUACGGGCCUUAGGUCGCCAUCGAGUGCCCUCUACGCCUUCCUAUCGUCCUUCGUCACUGCCUUCCGUGUCGAUCAACUCCUCGCGACCUC
Messenger RNA from Ceratosolen solmsi marchali, 2231 nucleotides. RefSeq lists its product as uncharacterized. The transcript has 6 exons. The record is from RefSeq and is a predicted model, not a curated record. The coding region runs from base 81 to 2123 and encodes 680 amino acids. Lineage: Eukaryota; Metazoa; Arthropoda; Insecta; Hymenoptera; Agaonidae.